Paramecium tetraurelia is the source of this 921-nucleotide messenger RNA. RefSeq lists its product as uncharacterized. The transcript is spliced from 3 exons. NCBI's taxonomy places the organism in Eukaryota, Ciliophora, Oligohymenophorea, Peniculida, Parameciidae. The record is from RefSeq and is a predicted model, not a curated record.
AUGUCUCACUCAUCCAGUAGAAUCGUUGUUUCAAUACUCACUUUGAAUUCACUAUUACAAAUAUAUGAAAAUCAACCCUUUGAAUUUAAUGAUUCUAACUUGAUGAUGUAACAUCCUUCACUAGCUUCAAUAUUUCCCACUAAUAAAAUGAUAAAUUUGGCAGUUGGAAUAUUAAUAUUAUUCUUAAUAGAUUGGAAGAAUAAACUUAAUAUAAUUUCUUCAUUAUUCUUUGGGAUAUCAGUUAUAAUGUAAAAUUUCAACUAUCUACUACCAAAAACACUCAAUAUAAUACAAAUUUAUUUGUAGUUAUUAUUUAUCAUCAAGUACAUUUACUAAUAGACGAAAAAAAUCUAUUUUAGAGUUAAAUCCCUUGAAAAAAAUAAUGAAACAGCAACUCUUAUUUCUCAUUAUGUACAAACAAAGAAAAAAAUUACUAAAAUUUCUAAAAAGGCUGAAAAAUUAAAAUUAAAACUAGAAAAUACAACAACUAACGAAAUAAAGGCCAAAAUUGUUUAGUAAUAAAUGAGUAUCGAACAAACUAAAGAAAAAGAUAAAUAAACAUAAGAAUAAUUAAAUUAAUUUAUUCCAGAGUAACAUGUUAGUGAGGCUGAAUUAGAAACCGAGAAUUAAUGUGAAAUUAACCAUUCAGAUCUUUCAUAGAUAUCUUAAAUAAAAGAAGAGCAAAGUAUAUCUUUAAAAUACUUAGAACUACAAAUAUAAUUGAAAUUAAAUGGUAAAAACGAGUAAUUUUGUUGCAAUUUUGAUACUUUUGAAACAAUAUCUCAAAUUCUUUCUAGUUCAUUUACAGAUAAUUAGAUAAUAUAAAUAAAGAUCCACAUCCUACUUAAUUUCUAUGAUGAAAACCAAGAUGGCAAUUGUAGACUAUGGUGUAUCAAAAAAUUAUUAGCUUUUUAAUUUUGA